UGUUGACGCCCUCGGCUGCUGCGGUGGCGACGGGGCGGUUGGGGAGGGGCCAGUAGACAAGGUAGAGGCGCAGCGAGCAGGCAGCGGCGGGGGCUGCCGAGACGAUGGCCGAGGGGCCGGAGCAGCCGCGAGGCCGCCCCCCGGGACAGGGCGACGGCGGAGGCGACCUCGAGCCCGUCCCUUCCCUGCGAGGCCCUCCUGCCGCCGCCGCCGCCCCCGCCCCGCGCCCCCGGGACGGGCCGCAAGCCGAGCCCCAGGCCCCGGGCCGGCCUCCCGCCGCGGACCUCCCGCCCCCUGCGGCGGCCGCCGGGGAGACGGAGCCGCCGCCGCGCGGGCCCGGGAGGCGCGAGGAGGAGGAGGCGGCGGCGCCCGAGCCCGGCGGUGCGGGGCUGCGGGAGCCCGCGGGCUGCGGGGCGCCCGAGGCCGCGGCGCCGCGGGAGAAGCCGGCGCGGCUGAGCGCCCGCGAGUACUCCCGGCAGGUGCACGAGUGGCUGUGGCAGUCCUACUGCGGCUACCUCACCUGGCACAGCUGCCUGGCCGCGCUGCCCGCCUACUGCAGCCCGCCGCUGCCGGCGCCCGGCCCCCCCGCGGGGGGCGCGGCCCCUGCGGCCGGGGCGCCGCCGCCGGGCUACUACAGCCCCUUCUACUUCCUGGGCGCCGCGGGCGCGGAGCCCGGCCCGGGGGCGGCUCCCGGCGGCGUCUCCUCCGCCCCGGGCCCCGGCCCCGGAGCCCGGGCUCCUCACGGCCAGGGGGCCGCCGUGCGGGCCGCCUCCGGAACGAGGGUGGGCUCCGCCGCCCCUUCUCGGACCUCCAGCGAGACCGGGCGCCAGGCAGCAGGCAGAGAGUAUGUUAUUCCAUCCUUGGCCCACAGAUUUAUGGCAGAGAUGGUGGAUUUCUUCAUUCUCUUCUUUAUAAAAGCAACUAUUGUCUUAAGCAUUAUGCACCUCAGUGGAAUAAAGGAUAUCUCUAAGUUUGCUAUGCAUUAUAUAAUAGAAGAAAUAGAUGAAGACACAUCAAUGGAAGAUUUGCAGAAAAUGAUGAUUGUGGCUCUUAUAUACAGAUUACUAGUUUGUUUCUACGAGAUAAUUUGCAUUUGGGGAGCAGGCGGAGCUACCCCAGGGAAGUUUCUGCUGGGGCUUCGAGUUGUGACAUGUGACACGUCAGUGCUUAUUGCACCAAGUCGGGUUUUAGUGAUUCCUUCCUCAAAUGUUAGCAUUACAACGUCCACUAUACGAGCAUUGAUCAAGAAUUUUUCUAUUGCUUCUUUUUUCCCUGCUUUCAUCACACUGCUGUUUUUUCAGCAUAAUCGAACAGCCUAUGACAUUGUAGCAGGAACCAUUGUGGUAAAAAGAAAUGGGGUCAGAUGAUGCCCCCAAAAGCCCUGAAUUCCAUACUUUCUGGAAUGAUGACAAGACUAAAUUAUGUAUCAAGGCCAUCGGUAUCCCUGGGUUACAUUAACUGAUGAUUUAGAAAUUAAAGCAGUCACUCCAGUGAGAUACAGGUGACCAUUCUGAAAGUGUUGAUUUUACUUGAAUGCCAAAGAACUUUUCCAGAAGAAAAACCUGUUUAAAUUCAAGAGUUUAAAUUUUAGAUAAAAAAGAAGGCAAGUGGUUUCAUAAUCAACAAUGGACAAAAUAUACUAAGUUCUAAGGCAUUAGAAUUUGCUGAAAGCAUUUUCAGCUUUGAAAUCCUGAAAUGAAACUUUAAAAAUUUAUUUUGGUUUAUCCCAAAAUGAUGGAAAAUGUACAGUUGUGUUUUAUAAACACAUUAUUCAUCUUUUAGUUAACACUUCUUGGGGAAAUUGUUCUUUGCUUUUUUGGGGGAGUGGGGACACAAAUUGAUAAUCCACUUAUCUCCAUCCCAGGAGGUGGUGAGUUAGCUACAAGAGAAAGGGGCAUGUGAGGCAGGCCCAGCAGUUCCCUUACCUAAAGUUUUAAAAUCUGCACUGCAGUUUACUGUGGGAAUGAUGUAACUUUACAACUAUUGUUAAUACUUCAACAUGUAUUUUGGGGCAAAGUUUUGCAUGAUGAUGAAAAAGUAUUGUCAUAUUGCUAUAUUAACGUCGAUUUUAUUUUUUUAAAGAGAAGAUAGUGAUUGCUUUUAAUGGGGAGGGGGGAUAAAUUGUCAUUGUAAAUUUAACUUAAAAUUCAUGUGCAAGUAUUUUCAGUGCCCCAAAUCAAACUAUAAAUAUGGAGGAAGGGGAAUUACUUCCAUCAAAUUGUUGCAUAUUUACUGUAAAACAAUAUUCCCAGUAUGUGUGCAGCAUGAAGAAAGUAUUAGUGCUUUUCAGUGUUCUGAAUAUAACCUCUCUACACACAGGAUAUCUACACACUAGUUUCAUUUUAUAUUUUAUAUAGUUCCAUAACUUUUGAAACAUCAAGUUAAAUAAUCUGAGUAUUUCAUGAUUAAAUAUGGUAACCUGUGAAAUAUUAGCAAUUUUCCCAUAAUGGACUAUUCUAAAACAAGGAAGAGUAGCAUUUCCAGACAUAAUUCUAAGUUCUUUGGUUGUCUGAGCCAAAAGCUUGUUUUUUGGGCCUGCCAUGGAUGAUGUUUUGAAGGAAAUGGUAAGCUAAGUAACACUGUGUAUUGCUAUUUUAUUUUCCUAUUGAAGCAAAGUUGUUUCAAAUGUGGGGAUGCUUUUGUUAGAUGAUCCAGUUAGCUGCGUUGAGAUAUACCUGAACUAAAAGUUUUGUUUCUUAGACAUUUCUCCAACUCUGAUAGUUUUCAAAAAACAAAACACUAAACUGUUGGACAGUUCAUUAUUAGACUGCUUAAAGGGUCAUUCUAGGCUUUAUUUUUGGUGUUAAGCUUAUUAGCAAAUGGAAGACACGUCUAUCACUGUAUCAAUUUUUAAAGUGGAUUUUUCUUUGAUAUUUAAAACUGAAAAUAUUCACAGUUAAUGGUUAUAGAAACCUUAAUAGUAUCCUUAUACCCUUUGUAAAACUGCAUAACCAUGUUUUUUCAAAAUAAGUUAUAUUAAAUACAUCACAGAUAGCCUGUCAGUUAAGUGUGUCAUAGUAUUAAACAGAUCAUUCACUUGUAACCUCUGGGAAGUUAUGGCCCUUCACAAUAAAAAGUAAUAAAACUAAAAUUUUAUGAGACUAGAAAUUAGGAAAUGUUACACAAACUUACCACUUAGUAUGAAAUUCAAGUUGAAAUGCCCUUCAGUCAUGUAAUUCUGGAAUUUACCUUCAAUGUAUCAUUUCCUCAGGUAUUGGAUGGUUUACCACUUAGCCUCUUUUUAUUUAUAUAGUACAACAGAGCAAACAAGUAGUCUAGUUUAAUUUGUUACACUUAAAACAUUGUACAUAUGUGUAGAUUCAUUUAGAUCCAUCUCAGGAUUCAAGUUAUACUAUAUAACUAUAUAGUAUUAUUUUGUCUUUUACAACAACAAAAGUAUAACUAUGAAUUCAGCUCUUAGGAAAAGAUUUUGAUUCCCAAAUAAUUGAAAAAAGUGACAAAACAACAGGGAGGAGCCAUUUUUUCUCUGGAAUUGUGAAGAGUGGAGAAUCCCUCUUUUCUGUACUUUAUUUAGUAUACAUCUUAUAGAAAUGCUGAUUUUCUGUGUCAAAGUGUAAUUCUCAUGCUGAAGCGCUGGCCUAAAAGGCAGAAAGUUAUCGUCAUAGUACAAACAUAAUUUAUUCAUCACUUUUUUAACAUAAGCAAAUGACACAAAAAUUAGGAGUCAAGAUGAGAACACACUUUCUAUGAAUGUCCUCUAAAAACCAUAGAACACUUUGGUUAACUUUAGGCCCCUAAGAAAUCACAGUACUCAUUACCAAAGGUAACUUGUCUAGUUCAUCUUGGGGAAGUCUGACACUAAUAUUCCCCCCUGGGCCUAGAGUAGGUAUGUGUGAGUGAUGGCAAGCCUUGCUUUUAGACUAAUCUGUGACCACAGAAAUAAAGCUAACAAUUUAAAAUAUUGCCCACCUGAUGAUGAUACUUGAGUGAGACUGGUUCACAAGUUACUUCUACAUAAACAUUUACCUUCCAGUUUUACUCAAAUAUUUAGGGUUGCAGGAAAAUGUAUUAUAUUAGAGGGCCACUUUGUCUGAAUUGUAAAAGUGCAUCUUCAGUGUUUUUUGUUUCAAAUGAUAGUAAAAUGUUUUAACUCUAAAAGAUGUUCCCUUUUGUUUCACUAACGCAUAAGUAUUUCCAGCAAAAAGGUGGGAAUUGGAAAUUAAUUGGUUACUUGGGAAUAAAGGGCUUUUUGAGAGGAACGGGGGCAUUAAAUAUUUUCAUUCUGCAUCUAUCCCAGGCUCUUAUUUUGAAGAAUAUUUCUAAAUAAUAGUAUUCCUAAAAUCUGACAACUAUCAAUUCAAUUACUUGCCAUUUUCCACCUCCCAUACCAAAAUUUGAAAUUUUUUCAUGUACUAGUAGUACUUGACUGGUGAAGUCUGUCAUUUCAAACUGUAUAUAUCCUUGCAGCCAUUAUAGUAGGGCUUGACCCACAAAUAAUAUCUGAUGGCCUGACCUAUAAAAAAACACAGCAUUCUAUUUUUAAUAAUUUGUAUGCCACCAAUUUGUAUUCUUUGUCUCAAUAAAUCCUUGGUCACCAAUGA
Molecule: messenger RNA, 4562 nt
Organism: Pipistrellus kuhlii (Kuhl's pipistrelle)
Lineage: Eukaryota; Metazoa; Chordata; Mammalia; Chiroptera; Vespertilionidae
Gene: FAM8A1
Product: family with sequence similarity 8 member A1
Exons: 5
Coding region: 105-1367 (420 amino acids)
Source: RefSeq, a predicted model, not a curated record